Dioscorea cayenensis subsp. rotundata (Guinea yam) is the source of this 1440-nucleotide messenger RNA. RefSeq lists its product as uncharacterized. The transcript has 3 exons. Bases 1 to 1440 code for a protein of 479 amino acids. Lineage: Eukaryota; Viridiplantae; Streptophyta; Magnoliopsida; Dioscoreales; Dioscoreaceae. The record is from RefSeq and is a predicted model, not a curated record.
AUGUCUGAUAUGGAAGGGGUGUUAAAUAGUAAUGUGCAAUCAUUACCUCAUGUAGAAGAGGAGUUUGUUGAUUCUGAUUAUGAUAUGUCUUCUGGUGAUGAGGAUUAUCAAGAGGUCAUGAAUGAACAAAGGGAAAAAAGUAGAGGCAAACAAGCUGGUGACCUAUCCUUCGCACAAGCUAGUUGUGUAACACAAGGAGUUGGUGGUGGAGAUGUAAGUGAAUCAGAGAAUGAUGAAUCUGAUGAGCUAUUGACAGAGUCUGAUUCAAAUGGUGAGGGUCAUAUUAGGUUUGCAGAAUUUAAUGAAGAAAAGGAAUUGUACAACCCACGGUUAAGGGUUGGAAUGGUGUUUAGGGAUUUUGACCAACUCAAAAAAGCAUGCAGAAACUGGGGGAUUAAGCACAGAUUUCAAUUAUGGUUCCCCCAAAAUGACAAGAAGAGAGUUAUUUGUGCUUGUCACAACAAGAAAUGCUCAUUUAGGAUUUAUGCAGCUCACAUGAGCAAAGACAAUCCAUCUGUGCAAAUUAAGAGUGCAAAUUUAGAUCACAGCUGUGGGAAGGUCUUCAGUAAUUUUCAUGUGACUUCAAGGUGGCUUGCAACCAAAUACUUUGACAAAUUCAAGGCCGAUCCAAAUUGGAGCUAUAAUGGGAUAAUUAAACAAGUCAAGGAUGACCAAGGUAUCACAAUAUCUCACAUGAAAGCUUGGAGAACAAAAAAUUUGGCUAUGAGGUGGGUUAAUGGAGAUGAGGCUGAGCAGUACACAAAACUUAGCAUGUAUGCAGCUGAGCUUAGACAAAGUAAUCCUGGGACCACAGUAAUUUUGUGGAGGGAUGAAGGUGUCUUUCAAGGAUUCUAUGUCUGCCUAAAGCCCCUAAAGGAUGCAUUUUGGUCAGGAUGUAGGCCAUUCAUAGGCUUUGAUGGAUGUCUUUUGAAAGGCAUUUAUGGUGGACAAGUUUUGUCAGCAAUAGGUAUUGAUCCAAAUGACUGCAUAUUUCCCCUUGCUUAUGCAGUAGUUUUAACUGAGAGUAGACAGACUUGGACAUGGUUCAUGGAGCUUUUGAGGGAUGAUUUGGAGAUAUGGAAUAGCAAAUAUAUCACCAUAAUGAGUGAUCGCCAAAAGGGCUUAAAAAGGGCUGUUGAAGACAUAUUUCCAGAUGCUGAACACAGAAAUUGUGUUCGGCACAUUUACACAAAUUUCAGAGAGAAAUUCAAAGGGAAAACCCUAAAAGAUUAUUUGUGGAAUGCUGCAAGGGCCACAUAUGUGCAAAGGUUCAACUAUUGGCUUGGAGAAAUAGAGAAAGAGAGCCUAGAAGCCAGGAGAUGGCUUGAUCAUCAAGACAGGCCCCAUGCAAGCUGGACCAGGUACAUCCUUGAUGCAAGGGAUAAGGGAAUCAUCACAAUGCUUGAGAUGAUCAAGAUGAAGUCGAUGAGGAGAAUAUAA